AAUGUCGCUUUGUUACGCUUAUCUGACGCAGGCAUCAGUGAUCCGAGCGGGUCUCGAAUAAAAUCCUAUUUUCCUGUAUUAAAAGGGUCCGAUAUUUCAUAAAGCACAAACGGCUAUCUUUGCUGCCAGGAGGGAAGGAAGCCAGAUGAAAAAUCCUUGUUUCCUACGCGCUUCUGCUUCUUUUAUCACUUUACGGAAGAGCGCGGAGGCUUCAAAAACAACUAGGAAAUCUCUCCACGGACGAAACUCGCCCUUUGUCACAUCGUUUGCCCAUUUCAAGGUGGCGGGGAGUAUAAAUGGGGAAACGGGGGUCCUUUGCGACCCAAUUCAAAGAUGUCGGCCCGUGGCGCCCCGUUUACAUAAAGGACAUCCGGGUAGCAACCAGUGCACAGUAUGAACUUUAAAACCAUAUGGAAGAACUACCAGGUUGUAGUUGUUACGAUACCAAUCGUUCUGAUGGUGCAUUUCACCUGGUAUAAAAUCAAGGACAAUCCUAUUUUCAAUCCAAGUAUUGCAAGCCCCUUUGAUCCAGAGCCUGAUGUUGUGUCACAUGUUGAAAGAGGAAAAACAAAAUAAUGAGAACCAGCCAAAUAGUCCUUCAGAAUAAUUAAAAGGCAUGUUUCACUUGAACAAACAAUGAAGAAGAACAGCUGGAUUAGGAAGAACUGGUUGACUGAUGGCCAGACUGUGGUUUGUUGCUAUUUGUCUUGGGAUACACUCUGCUGAAACAAGCUUGGCAGCUAAAUCAAAGGGACUCGCUAAGUGAAGCCAUGUCUGCCCUCAUCACUUUGAUUAUUAAUGCAGCAUCUAACUUAAAUGUACUAUAAACUGUGCUGUAUCAGUACCGCAAAAGGAAACAACAGCCCUUAGCCCGGAUGUGUGUAUCAUUCAUUAAAAAGGUCUUUUGCACAAAUAGGCUCAGUCUAAAUGUGACUGGUAUUUCAUCUGGAACAAUGGCUUCUGUUGACAUUAAAAAACCUUCCUUAUGUACAAGUGAACCUUUAGCUAAGGAGAGCCUUAGUCAUGCUCUGUCUGUAUUCAGUAAAAUAGUAAGAUCCUGCUAUGGCCCCACAGGUAGGCUCAAGCAGCUUCACAAUGGGUUGGGUGGAUGUGUCCGCACAUCAUCUCAGUCUUCUGUUUUGCUUAGUGGCCUUUCAGGCAGUCAUCCGGUGUUAAAGCUCCUGACGGCUUCUGUGCAGAAUCAUCUGGCACGCUUCAGUGACUGUGGCUUGUUUACAACCAUUGUUUGCUGCAACCUGCUUGAAAAAUUUCAAGACACGCAUGUUGCUCCAUGUACUUUCAUUAAAAUCAGCCAACACCUUUUGAGUCAGUGCAUUAACUAUCUUACUUCUGAAGCAUGUGGUUGUAGAAUACCAGUGGAUUUUAGCAGUUCUAAGAUUCUUCUUGGUCUGGUGCGGAGUAUAUUAACCAGCAAACCUACCUGCAUGCUUAGCAGAAAGGAAGCAGAUCAUAUCAGUAUUUUGCUACUAGAAGCCUUUCUGUUUACGAUCCCACAAGAAGUCCGCACUGGUGCGGUGCUAGGAAAAUGUCUGUACGUCCCUGUGAAAAAUAAGAGGGUUAUGGAUUCUGCUGUCUAUUCUGGACUUCUUAUUGAAAUCUCAGAAUUGCAUGUGACAAAUGUGCCUCCCAUCAAAAGAGGCCCUUUGGGUGCAAUCAAGAUGGCACUUUUCUGUGCCUCUCUAUCUGGAGAUCUUGCUAACAGUGGAGAAGGAGUCCUUACUGUCCAUCAAGGAAUUUCUUUAGAAGCAAUGGUCUUACAUCAGUUGCUUAAUUUAGGCAAGCAGAUGGUAAGAGACGGUGUAGGCCUUGUCGUCUGCCAGAAGGUUAUCCACCCAGCUUUACAACAGUACCUGAAGGAGAACUGUGUUGUGGCAGUCGAGCGAGUUGGGAUAGCAUUGAUGGAGCCCCUGCAGCAAAUGACAGGUUCUCAGCCGAUCUCUUCUCUACAGCUUCUGUCCCCUGCUUGUUAUGGUCAUUUAAAGGACUUGCAAACUCGGUGUUUUGCUACGAAGUGCUUUUUUCAUCUAAUUCCCAGUGACCCAAUUGUCUGCAGUUUGGUGCUAUGUAACAGGAACGAAACAGCAUGGGAUGAGCUGAAGCUUGCUUGUCAAACUGCAGAACAUGCUUUGCAAUUAACCAUCCGUGAUCCCUGGGUAUUGCUAGGCGGUGGCUGUACGGAAACCCACUUGUCCUCAUACAUAAGGCACACGAGUUCUGCUCCGACCGAGGGCACUUUGGAAUUGCUAGGCUGUUCGCAGGCAGAGUUCCAGCAAGUGGCGGAUUCCUUCUGCUGCUCCCUGGCGUCUGUCGCUUGCUGCCUAGAGCAUGAUCAAGGCAGCAUGCUCCUUGAUACAAAUUGGGGUCAUUCCUGGUCUCUCCUGCCUGGCACUCCCAGCAGGUCUGAUUGGUCCGCCUUCCUUUCAAAGUGUGGGUGUGGCCUUUGCCAGAAGGAGAUGCCAGGCCUCAGCUGGCAAAUGUUACAGUGUCCCUGGAGUCCUUUCCUGCCCAAAAGUGUCCACGAGUCUUCUGUGUCUUCUAUUGAUAAUCCCAUUCUGGACUGUUUUGCUGCAAAAAAGAAUGCUUUGCAAGUUGGAGUUGAGACAGCCCAUCUACUGAUAGAUCUGUCGUACGUAAUUGAAGACCGCAAUUAGUUGUACAGUCUGCCUGCUCUAACUGUGUUCCGUACGUUUAAUCCCUUAAUAAAACUUUGCCAAGAA
Molecule: messenger RNA, 2738 nt
Organism: Pogona vitticeps (central bearded dragon)
Lineage: Eukaryota; Metazoa; Chordata; Lepidosauria; Squamata; Agamidae
Source: RefSeq, a predicted model, not a curated record